This is a messenger RNA of Archocentrus centrarchus (flier cichlid), 4413 nucleotides long. It is a transcript of the gene fbxo30a, whose product is annotated as F-box protein 30a. Gene Ontology annotation, molecular function: zinc ion binding; protein binding; ubiquitin protein ligase activity. Bases 217 to 2433 code for a protein of 738 amino acids. The record is from RefSeq and is a predicted model, not a curated record. NCBI's taxonomy places the organism in Eukaryota, Metazoa, Chordata, Actinopteri, Cichliformes, Cichlidae. The transcript is spliced from 3 exons.
GACCGACCCCGAGCAGUGAGGAAGCAGCUGUAGCCAGUUCAAUUCAUAAGAAGCUUUCGACACAUUUAAUACCGCGGGGUGUUUAUAUAGUCACAGUUUCAGCGCUACAGGUAUCGACGGAGCUUGUAUAAGUAAGAUAAUAUAAACAAAACACACUCGGAGAACCCCCAUAAUUCGGGGUCGGACACCUUCCCCUGCUAUCAAUAGGAAAUAAAAAUGGAGAAUCUGCACCCCCACUGCCUUAAAUGCAUUAAUAGAAGAUGCAUGGUAAGACCAGAGACUGGAGUUUCCUGUGACCUCAUUGGCUGUCCUCUUGUCUGUGGGGCAGUUUUUCACUCGUGUAAACUAGAGGAACAUCGUCUGCUGUGUCCGUAUGAACGGCUGCCUUGCCUCAACAGUGGAUUUGGCUGCCCCUUCACUAUUGCAAGGAUCAGGAUGGCACAACACCUUGAGACAUGCCCCGCAAGUAUAGUAUGUUGUACUAUGGAGUGGAACCGCUGGCCCGUCAGUUAUGCUGAUCGCAAGUCCUAUGAAAACUUGAGCAAAGACUUUGAUGAGGUGGAGCAGCUAGACAUGGCUUUGGCUCUGCAGGAUCAGAGGAUGUUGUUAGAGUCCCUUAAGGUCACGACCAAUGUGUCAAAGAAUGGAGAUAAAGAAUUAGAUGAUAGUGAAAAAAUGGCCACAGCAUCAAGUUUACCAGAGACAGUGUUGGGUAAUGGAACAGUGGAAAUGGAGGAAGAGUCCUACAAUGAGCUGUACAGGGCUUCGGUGGAGACAAGGAGAAGUUUAGCUGCUGCCUUGGACAUCCUCACUAAUUCCAAGGAUAUUAAUGUAAUUGUUGGAAACUUAAAUGCCGAAAAGACUGAUAAGAAUGGAGCACUCCAUAAUGGAGAAAAUGGUGAUAGUCAUGGUGUUUAUGUCGCUGAAGGUGGGAAGAAUGUAGAUAUGCAAGAGAGUGACUCGGAUUCAGAGUGUGAGCUGGGAGCAGUAGGUGGAGUAGCGGGUGCUGUCAGAGCAGAUGGAGAAGACGAUGGCAUCAACUGGGUUGAAGAAAAUGAUUUUGUUGAGUUGCUUUUUGAUGAGAAGGAAGAUUACAUUGAUGAACCAAUAAAUGAUUCCAACCUUGUCUGGCCAGAGAUGCCUCAGAAUUACAUGCCUGUUGUAGCACUGGAGCCUCCUGUGCCUCAGCAAGAACAACUUGCACCUCCAAUGCCAUUCCUACUGUCUGAUCAUGUGAGAAAUAACUUCUUACAACACUUACCCACUGAACUCAGGUACAGGUGCUUAGAGCGUAAGCUACAGAAUGUAGAAGUGCUCAGAGGAAUAAGUAUGUUUACAUUUAAUGGACGUCGGGCCCUGCUGUCAGAUCCUUAUUUGUUUCGAGCAAAGAUGGAAGACAAGGCAGUUGACACAUCUGACCUGGAGGUAGCAGAUGACCCCAUGGGCCUCCAUGGCAUUGACCUCAUCACUGCAGCUUUGCUUUUUUGCCUCGGUGAUUCUCCAGGAGGGAGAGGGAUCUCAGACAGUAGGUUUGUUGAUGGCUACCACAUUGACUUUGGUACACAGACAUUCUCCUUCCCUUCUGCCAUUCUUGCAACCAACACCAUGGUGGGGGAUAUUGCUUCAGCUUCAGCCUGCGAUCACGCCAGUCCACAGCUUUCCAACCCCAGCCCCUUCCACACUCUCAGGCUGGACCUAGUCCUUGAAUGUGUGGCCCGAUACCAAACCAAACAGCGCUCCAUGUUCACAUUUGUGUGUGGACAGUUGUUCCGACGAGAUGAAUUCUCGUCUCAUUUUAAAAAUGUUCAUGGAGAUAUCCAUGCUGGACUCAAUGGCUGGAUGGAGCAGCGCUGCCCCUUGGCCUACUACGGCUGCACCUACUCCCAAAGACGAUUUUGCCCAUCCGUUCAGGGCUUCCGAAUAAUCCAUGACAGGCACCUCGGUUCGUUUGGGGUGCAACCUGGUUUACCCUUGACAAGCGGUGACAAUAACCGAAGAAAGAACUGUCAGUUUGGCUCUCAGUGUGACCAGUUAAGCUGUCUUCCAUUUGAAGUGUUGCAGCACAUAGCAGGUUUUCUGGACAGCUUUAGCUUGUGCCAGCUGUCUAGAGUGUCCCGCACCAUGAGGGAUGUGUGUGCUAGCCUGCUGCAGAUGCGUGGCAUGGUUGUUCUGCUGUGGGAGAAGAAACGGCGUGCUGAUGGGUCUCCUUCAUGGCAGAUCACAAACAAGGUGUGGCGAUUUAGCACAGCCUUUGGUACAGUGAACGAGUGGAAGUUUGCAAACAUCGCCAGUAUGGCUGAUCACCUCAAGAAAUGCAAGUUCAACACAAUUGCUCGUCGGGAGGAGGCGAUCCCUCUGCCAUGCAUGUGUUUCACCAGAGAGCUCACAAAAGAGGGGAGGUGUUUACGUUCAGUUCUCAAACCAGUAGCAUAAACAAUGAGGUCAUUUUUCAGACUCUUCUGAGUCCUUCAGAACUCAAUGCACAUGUAUUUCCCUCCAGUGUUUACAGACAUUAAGACUUUUCAGGCCUCAAAAAGAGAACUCCUGGUUGAACUUUAUCUGUGGUUCCUUGCGUCACAGUGGACACAGUCUUCAGUCCCUCAAACAAGACAAAGCCAGUAGUGAGCUGAUGCUUCAGCUCAGGCUGACGUGCUGCAGUCACAGAUCAGGACUGUAAAAAAGCAAAUUAAAAUUCUAGCAUUGUAUCUUCCUCUCAUGAAUCUGUUAAUCCUAGUGUACUGAAUUUGUAUCCGUACCUUUUCUGACACUGUGUAAAUAAUCAAAUAUUUUGGUGUAGAUUUUUUUAAAAUUUUUAUAUCAAAAAGGCAGUACUGUGCUACAUUGGUGGUAAGAGUAGAGCCUUAACUUGAGAUACACUUGAUUUUUCUAGUCAUAAGGUUGUUCAAAGCAUCUCAGUGAGAUUUCUCCACUGCUUUGAUCUAGAACAGUUUACUGAUAUCUGGCACACUUUGACAUCUACUCCAGUUGCCUACAGUGACCACAUGUGUGCUGCUUGGAACUCAUAGAUUUCACGCCUUUAAUACUACAUUUUAAAAUUGACCAAACUUCUGUGUUCCACUUUACAGAAUAAUUGAACUGCAUCACUGUCGGUGUUGAGUUCUGUUCACCAGCAUAAGCAUGCUGACACUUUUUGGGCAUGUUUCAGCAUUCACAAAGGUGGUCCAUCCUCCUCCCUUUUUUUUUUUCUUCUUCUUCUUCGUCUCACUUCUGACUAAGAGGCGGGUUUGUUAGUCAGGAUGUGGAGACAUGAAGCAACACUAUUUAUCAGUCAACUGGCACUACUUUUUUAGCCAUGGUUGGCUUGUGGUCUUUUCUACUGGGUACUUUGACAGGUAACCAGCAAUUAUUUAGAGGUUCUUUUCUCCAAAAAUCUAAAUGUAGCAAAGUCAAAAAAUGAAUGUACCUGAUGAAUCACCAGUGACUGGUUACCAGGAAGCUUGGUUUCCUUCCCCUCAGUGUCAGACCUCAAGAAAACCCUGCAGGUCAGGUUCAAGGAAAUGUAACGGGCACACACUUCCCUUCUUUAAUAAGCAUCAUUAACUAUGUUCAUAAUCACUAUUUAUCAUGGUUUUUAAAGGGUUUUUUUGGCAAUACAUGUCCGCUGUGUUCACAUAUUGUUGGUGUCUCAGGGUUGCAGCAUGAAGCUUUGUCUCACCGUUAGUGUAUUCAAGAAAAUUGCUGAGAAAGCCACGUAAGCUGCUUGAUUAUUAUGGGAUCUGUGGGGAACUGAUUCAGUAUUAUAAUGGUGUGAGUUGAGUUGCAGUGCUGAUAACAUGUUUUUCAUGUUUAUCAGUAAGUGAUGUUUUUAAAACUAAAGCUUGUUUUUUUUUUAUGUUCAUUUAAAACAGUCAUCAGGCUUGUUGAAUGACUCUUAGUUCGAAUCAAGAAAUGGGGUCUAACAAAACUUAACAAGUGUAGUCCCCUUAUAUUGUGGGGUGGGGGAGCUUUUCAAAAUUGGUUUAAAAUGACAUAAGCAAUUUUUUAGUGAUGAAAUAUGGGUUUGGUGUGUGUUUUCUUUUUUGAUGUAAAGCCCAAGCUGUGUCAAAAACUAAGCUCUUUUUCAGUUUAUGUAUGAUUUUUGUUUUUUCUUUUCCUUUUUUUGUACUGGUACUUUUCUUUGGAAAUAUACAUCUGCCUCUGUUAGGUCUGGAUUUCAAUUACUGAUUUGCACAUAAAGGCAUGUACUGUAAAAUUUAAAUCCUAUAUCUGACAGAUUAUUUUUGGAGUAGCAAAACUGUUGCUCCUUCUUGUACUAGAUGUGACUUUGAUGUUUUUGGAAAAUACAUUGAUCAGUCCAGUUGCAGGCUAAUUUAUACAGUUUAUUUCUCAGGCAUCACACAUUAAGUUUAAUGAGUAUUAUGUCUUUACUUAUGUUCUCUCUUUUUUUUUUUU